UAAAGCAUUAAUAUUGUUGUUCAAAUCUGAAUUCUGUGAUUUAAAGUAGUUUCUUAUUUCAGAGUGACAGUUUUUAGUUAAUAUGACAGAAGAAACAAAGGAUGAGCAAUUUACUGAAAAAUACAAGCUUGAUCCGAACUCUGAACUGAGAUUUGAAGUGGAAUCCAAUGCAACAGUUUUACUUGAGCUCAGUGAAGGAAUGGGGGAGAUAUUUGGCUCUGAGUUGGCCAAGAACAAGACGUACACGUUUCCUCCAGGUUCGAAGGUUGCAAUCUUUACAUGGCACGGAUGCUCCAUCAGAAUGAAAGGUAAGACUGAGGUGGCGUACGUGUCGAAGGAGACCCCAAUGGUGAUGUACGUCAACUCGCACGCUGCGCUCGAACAGAUGAGACAGAAGGCAGAGGACGAUUGUUCCAGAGGGCCCAGGGUGCUUGUGGUUGGACCGACUGAUGUUGGCAAGAGCACUUUGUGUCGUAUGCUGGCUAACUAUGCUGUGAGGUUGGGCCGAAGUCCCAUCUUGACAGAUUUGGAUGUUGGACAGGGUCAUGUUGGAAUUCCAGGAACAAUAGGUGCUUUCGUGGUGGAGAGACCGGCCGAUGUAGAGGAAGGGUUUUCCCAGAAUGCACCGCUAGUGUUCCACUAUGGUCACUACAGUCCUGCGGACAACCUGACCUUGUACAACAUGCUGGUGACCCGCCUCGCAGACGUCAUCAACCUGCGCUGUGAACAGAGCAACAAAAUUAAUGUCAGUGGAGUUGUUAUUAACACUGGAGGAUGGGUACGAGGAGGUGGUUACGAGGCUCUCAAACAAGCGGCAGGUGCAUUUGAAGUGGAUGCAGUGUUUGUUCUCGACCAGGAGCGGCUGUACAAUGAACUGAAACGUGAUAUGCCAGAGUUUGUCAAGAUUCUGCUGCUUCCCAAGUCGGGAGGGGUUGUAGAACGAGCACAGGCAACCAGAACCGAAUAUAGAGACAACAAGGUUCGCGAGUAUUUCUAUGGUGUGCGAAACAAUCUCUACCCUCACACAUUUGACGUCAAAUUCAGUGAUGUCAAGAUAUACAAAAUUGGUGCGCCUCCAUUACCAGAAUCCUGUCUGCCCCUUGGCAUGAAAGCUCAAGAUAACAAAACCAAACUAGUGCCUCUUUUACCAAGUACUGGUCUGUUACACCAUGUGUUGAGUAUCAGUUCAGCAAGUCUACCCACGCCCGAUCAGAACAUCAUCGAGGCCAACGUCCUGGGUUUUAUUGUAGUCACUGGUAUUGACAUGGAUAAAGGGUCAUUUAAAGUCUUGUCACCAGCUCCCCACCCACUACCCAACACAGUCCUGCUUGUGAUGGACAUUCAGUUUAUGGACAUCAAGUGAAGAAAAACCUGAAUAAACUGUCUGUCUGUC
Molecule: messenger RNA, 1393 nt
Organism: Gigantopelta aegis
Lineage: Eukaryota; Metazoa; Mollusca; Gastropoda; Neomphalida; Peltospiridae
Product: polyribonucleotide 5'-hydroxyl-kinase Clp1-like
Exons: 13
Coding region: 83-1363 (426 amino acids)
Biological process (GO): tRNA splicing, via endonucleolytic cleavage and ligation
Cellular component (GO): mRNA cleavage factor complex; nucleus
Molecular function (GO): polynucleotide 5'-hydroxyl-kinase activity
Source: RefSeq, a predicted model, not a curated record